AUGACGCAUCUACAGGAAUUAUUCAAUCGGGCAAUUCAACCCUUGCCUGCAAUUGAUGACGAUAACUUCGCGUCCCAUUUCGAUACCUUUGCCGGUAAACAGCUUGUUCUUUUAGGUGAUGGCAGCCACGGGACCUCGGAAUUCUACUCUGCACGAGUAGAAAUCACCAAACGACUCAUCCAGAAACAUGGCUACACAAUGGUUGCCCUCGAAGCAGACUGGCCCGAUGCCGAGGCAAUCGACCGCUACGUUCGAAUGCGACCGGGGCCCAAAGCAGGUAUAGGUGGUAUAGCCAAGGGACAUGAACCAUUUAAACGAUUUCCAACUUGGAUGUGGCGCAACCGUGAAAUGCAAGACUUGGUGGAAUGGGUACGCGACUGGAACACGCGCCAAUCACCAGAAAACCGCGCAGGAUUCUAUGGCUUGGAUCUUUACAGUAUGGGAGCUUCUAUCCGUGCAGUCAUCGAUUAUCUUGACGGCAUAGACCCCGCAGCAGCCAAGGUGGCGAGAAAACGAUACAGUUGCUUGGAACGAUGGGUGGAAGAUCCUACUUCAUACGGACUAGCCUCUCUACACGGCAUGAAAGACUGCGAAAGCGAGGUUAUGAAUAUUCUGCGAAAUCUCCUCAAUCGGAGAUUGGAAUAUAUUGAGAAAGAAGCGGGCGGCGGCGAAGAGGAAUUCCAGAGCGGAAAACAGAAUGCCUAUCUGGUGCGUGACGCGGAGAAAUACUACAAAGCAAUGUACUGGAGCUCGGCAGCGUCGUGGACAAUGCGAGACACGCACAUGUUUGACACUCUGCACCGACUGAUGCAAUACCGACCCGCGCCUGAGACAUAA
Messenger RNA from Penicillium waksmanii, 837 nucleotides. RefSeq lists its product as uncharacterized. NCBI's taxonomy places the organism in Eukaryota, Fungi, Ascomycota, Eurotiomycetes, Eurotiales, Aspergillaceae. The record is from RefSeq and is a predicted model, not a curated record. Gene Ontology annotation, biological process: response to antibiotic. Bases 1 to 837 code for a protein of 278 amino acids. The transcript has a single exon.